UCUUAUGGUUCUGUAUUUUCCUACGUUACGUUUUUCGAGGUGCUGCCAUGUCACAUUUUUCCAAAACCACCUGAGCAGCGUAAAACAAACGCUCCUUAUACCCAAACCCAUUCAUCACAUUCCACGUAAGCGGAUGAGUUGCUGUGGGCUUCAGUUUAUAACCUCAAACAAACCCUUGCGCUGGGUAUAUUCAUUGUGUAUAUAACAUCCUCCUAUCCUGCAUUGCUCGGUCAGCGAGAAAAUGGUGAUUUUCAGUGUGGUUAAGAAGGAGACUUCUCCAUUCGAUGGCCAAAAGCCGGGGACGUCUGGCCUCAGGAAGAAGGUUAAAGUCUUCAAGCAAGAGAAUUAUUUGCAGAACUUCGUUCAAGCAACUUUCAAUGCACUGUCAGUGGAGAAAAUAAAAGGAUCUACAAUAGUUGUGUCUGGGGAUGGACGUUAUUAUUCAGAAGAGGCUAUUCAGAUAAUAGUAAAGAUGGCAGCUGCAAAUGGAGUCAGGCGCAUUUGGAUAGGCCAAAAUGGACUGCUUUCAACACCUGCAGUGUCAGCAGUUAUACGUGACAGAGUGGGGGCAGAUGGAGAGAAAGCAUCUGGAGCUUUUAUAUUGACAGCCAGCCAUAAUCCAGGAGGUCCGCAUGAGGACUUUGGUAUAAAGUACAACAUGGAAAAUGGUGGACCAGCUCCUGAAGGGAUUACUAACAAGAUAUAUGAGAAUACAACGACAAUAAAGGAGUAUUUCAUUGCAGAAGAUCUCCCAGAUGUAGACAUAUCUACUAUAGGCAUAACACAUUUUGGUGGCCCUGCGGGACCUUUUGAUGUGGAUGUCUUUGAUUCUGCUGAAGAUUAUGUCAAAUUGAUGAAGACUAUCUUCGAUUUUGAAGCCAUUAAAAAGUUGCUUACAUGUCCCAAAUUCACAUUCUGCUAUGAUGCACUUCAUGGUGUGGCUGGAGCAUAUGCUAAUAGAAUUUUUGUUGAGGAGCUGUCUGCAGAUGAGAGCUCAUUAAUAAAUUGUAUUCCAAAGGAGGAUUUUGGAGGAGGUCAUCCAGAUCCAAAUUUAACAUAUGCCAAGGAACUGGUAGCACGAAUGGGAUUGGGUAAAGAGGCUCCGACAUCAGAACCACCAGAGUUUGGUGCUGCUGCUGAUGGUGAUGCAGAUCGCAAUAUGAUUCUUGGAAAGAGGUUUUUUGUGACACCAUCAGACUCUGUUGCAAUCAUUGCAGCAAAUGCAGUUGAAGCCAUUCCAUACUUCAGCUCUGGUUUGAAAGGUGUUGCAAGGAGCAUGCCAACAUCAGCUGCACUUGAUGUGGUUGCCAAAAAUUUAGAUCUCAAGUUUUUUGAGGUACCCACUGGUUGGAAGUUCUUUGGAAAUUUAAUGGAUGCUGGAAUGUGUUCUGUUUGUGGUGAAGAAAGCUUUGGCACUGGUUCUGACCAUAUCAGAGAGAAGGAUGGAAUCUGGGCAGUUUUAGCGUGGCUUUCAAUUCUUGCUUUAAAAAACAAGGACAAUCUUGCUGGUGGGGAGCUUGUCUCUGUGGAGGAUAUAGUCCAUAGCCAUUGGGCUUCUUAUGGUCGUCACUAUUACACACGUUAUGACUAUGAAAAUGUUGAUGCAGGUGCUGCAAAGGAGCUCAUGGCUCAUUUGGUUAAGUUGCAGUCUUCUCUCCCCGAAGUUAACAAAAUAAUUAAGGGAGUGAGACCUGAUGUUUCUAAUGUUGUACAUGGUGAUGAGUUUGAAUACAAAGAUCCAGUAGAUGGUUCCGUUUCAAAGCACCAGGGUAUACGCUAUCUCUUUGAAGAUGGUUCUCGACUGAUAUUCCGACUUUCUGGCACUGGGUCUGAAGGUGCAACUAUUCGGCUAUACAUCGAGCAAUAUGAAGCCAAUCCAAGCAAGACAGGAAGAAAUUCACAAGAGGCUCUUGCCCCAUUGGUGGAAGUAGCCCUGCAUCUUUCAAAGAUGGAGGAGUUUACAGGCCGCUCAAGUCCUACAGUAAUCACAUGAACUUUAGGAAAUUUGAUAGGUGAUUUUUGCGUUCAGGUUUAUCUGGUGAAAUAAACACCUGGAUAAAAUUUUCCAAUAAAUCUUUAUGAACAUCUGACAGUGCAGAGCAAAAGCCUAGAUAUUGAUAUUGGGUAUUUGUGCAAUAUAGGCUAUAUUCCUUUCUGCCAACUUUCAAGUAAAUCCAAUGUGAUGUUUUUUGAAAAAAUUAAGUAAUAAAGUUGUAGUUACCUAAUA
This is a messenger RNA of Cryptomeria japonica (Japanese cedar), 2227 nucleotides long. RefSeq names its product phosphoglucomutase, cytoplasmic. Gene Ontology annotation, biological process: carbohydrate metabolic process. Gene Ontology annotation, molecular function: phosphoglucomutase activity; magnesium ion binding. The coding region runs from base 242 to 1993 and encodes 583 amino acids. The record is from RefSeq and is a predicted model, not a curated record. NCBI's taxonomy places the organism in Eukaryota, Viridiplantae, Streptophyta, Pinopsida, Cupressales, Cupressaceae. The transcript is spliced from 19 exons. Gene Ontology annotation, cellular component: cytosol.